Molecule: messenger RNA, 3082 nt
Organism: Panonychus citri (citrus red mite)
Lineage: Eukaryota; Metazoa; Arthropoda; Arachnida; Trombidiformes; Tetranychidae
Gene: Not3
Product: CCR4-NOT transcription complex subunit 3-like
Exons: 8
Coding region: 163-2934 (923 amino acids)
Biological process (GO): regulation of DNA-templated transcription; nuclear-transcribed mRNA poly(A) tail shortening
Cellular component (GO): nucleus; P-body; CCR4-NOT core complex
Source: RefSeq, a predicted model, not a curated record
ACAAUCUGCGUUUUCCUGAGUUUCUCUAAUUCAAUCUUGUUAAUGUUUUGUGUCAAUUAAAUUAAUUUUUUCAAUUGUUUAUUCAUUUUUUUUAAUCUACUGUCCAAAUCUCAAGUUAAUACAACACCAUUGUGAUCCUCUUAUUCAAAUGUUAGCAACAACAUGGCCGAUAGAAGAAAACUUCAAGGUGAGAUUGAGCGAUGCCACAAGAAAGUGCAAGAAGGAGUUGAAACCUUCGAGGAUUUGUGGCACAAGGCUCACAAUGCCCCAAACUCUAAUCAAAAAGAAAAAUACGAAGCUGAUCUCAAGAAAGAAAUUAAAAAGCUUCAGAGGCUUCGAGACCAGAUUAAAUCAUGGAUUGCCUCAAGUGAGAUUAAGGAUAAAAGGUUAUUACUGGACGAUAGGAAACUCAUAGAGACUCAAAUGGAAAGGUUUAAAGUGUUAGAGAGGGAGACAAAAACAAAGGCAUAUUCUAAAGAAGGCCUGGGAGCAGCGCAAAAAUUAGAUCCAGCACAAAGAGAAAAGGAUGAGGUGACAAAUUGGAUGGCCGAUUCAAUAGCUCAACUCAAAAUCCAAAUAGAUCAAUUUGAAUGUGAGAAUGAAGCCAUUUUGGUUGCGUUAAAAAAGAAAAAAAGUGACAAGGAGAAAACAGAUCGAGUCGAAGAAUUAAAAAAUUGGUUAGAAAAACAUCGGUAUCAUAUUAAUCAAUUAGAAACUCUUAUGAGGAUGUUAGAUAAUGAUACAGUGGACGUGGAUCAGAUUAAAAAGAUAAAAGAUGACGUUGAAUAUUAUAUUGAAUCUUGUCAAGAUCCUGAUUUUGAGGAGAAUGAAUAUAUUUAUGAAGAUUUAGAGUUGGACGAUAUGCAAGAGUAUCUAGCCAAAACUAGAGCAGCCCUUGCAAACCACACUGCUUCAUUUGAUAGUGGGACAACUAAAACAACAAAUUCUUCUAAUGCCACCGGUGAUGAAGAGGGAGCCAAUUCUGUUCAUUCUUAUACCCCAACAUCAACUUCAAGUUCACCCGCUCCCAGUCCAGGAUUGACCAAUCAUUCCAAGGGAGUAAUGGAUUUAUGUAAUCCAGGAACCACUGUCAAUGCUAGUUGUACAUCUGUGAAUAACUCCACAAGCAACUCUAUUACCAAUAGCACCAUUACUAAUAAUAAUGGUGUUUUAGUUACUUCAUCAUCAACAACAACGGGAUCUUCUUCUCUCUCUUCUCUAUCUUCUUCUCUCUCCUCUUCUGUUUCUUCUAAUGUUAAACCUCAGCCUGUUUGGUCUCUCUCUACGUCUGUUAGUAGCUCAAUUCCCUCAGUUUCAUCGAGUAAUUCAUCGAGCAAAGUAUCCACAUCCCAAACCACAACAACAGGGACAAAUUUAACAACUACUGCAACCUCAACUUUAUCAACAACAACAACAACUACCACAACAACAACAGUGUCUACAACAAUUACAACAACAAUCUCUACAGUAACAACAGCAACAACCAACACUUCAACCACAAUGGUGACAUCCUCAUCAUCGUCAAUAUAUUCAGAAUUGAAUCAGAAAAGUUGUUCAUCUCGAAUGAAUUCUAGAACCAGCAGUUGCAGCAGUAAUAUAAGUCACUGUAGUAGCAACAGCGCUAAUAACAGUCCACCUUCUGUUAACAAUCCAUUAAAUGGUAUCACAACUACUAGUAACUCUGCAGCAUCUUACAGCAUGGCUGCAGCGGUUACUGCUGUACCCACAUCCACAUCAGUCACCUUAUCCUCACUUACAUCAGGCCCAUGGAGUCAAACGAUUGGUUCUUCUAGGAGUCAGGUUAAUUCAAAUAGUUCUGCGAUAAGCCAACUUGUAAACACUACGAAUAUCAACACCAAUUUGAAUAUCACCACUAACAACAACAAUACUAAUACCAACAACAACAUCAACAACAAUAGUAAUAGUAAUAACAGUAAUAAUAAUAAUCCUCUGAUAAUGAAUGGACCAUCCGUACCUGGAGGUCUUGGUGUUAAAGUAUCUUCACAGUUACAACAACAACAACAACCUCAAUCUCAACCACAACAACAACAGUCAAGCAACUCUGGACCUGGGCAAGGUUUAGGAACAACUUCUGCGCCCGUGAACCAAUUAACAUCCAUGUCCUCACUUAAAUCAAUAGCCCAACAAGCUAUUGCGAGUGCAGGGUUGGAGAAUUCUAAUAUGAACGAUGCUACUACUACUUUAUCUACUUCAAAUCUUUUUGAGACAAGCACAUCCAUGUCAGGAGCUGCCACUAACUCAAUGAACAGUAAUGCCUCAAAUGUUACAUCAACAACAUCAUCAGUGAUAGGUUUAUUAAGUGGUAAUAGUAAAUCUCUGAUUAUGCCUUCAUGUGUUUCCUCUUCAGUAUCAAAUUUAACCUCCUCCGCGGCAAAUUCUGCCGUUAGUCCUGCCAGUUCAACCGGGAUGCAUCAGUCAGAAGCCCAUAUUCCACCGUUGUUAGGUGUUGCUCCUUUAGGACCUGUACAGCUACCUAAACAAUGUCUAUAUCAACUUCAUAUGCUUGAGGCUGCCUGUAGACAUACCAUUUAUCCAGUUGAUUCUCAGAGGCUAAGACCAUAUUUGCCUCCGAAUCCAUGUCCGACGCCGUCAUAUUAUCCGCAACAAGCCUUGCCACAUAGCGAUUCUGUUGAGUUCUUCCAUCGACUCUCAACUGAGACAUUAUUCUUCAUUUUUUAUUUUAUGGAGGGUACAAAGGCGCAGUACCUGGCAGCUAAAGCUUUGAAAAAACAGUCAUGGCGUUUCCAUACAAAGUAUAUGAUGUGGUUUCAACGUCAUGAGGAACCAAAAACAAUCACUGACGAGUACGAACAGGGCACUUAUGUAUACUUUGACUAUGAAAAGUGGGGCCAACGGAAAAAAGAACAUUUCACAUUUGAGUACCGGUACUUAGAGGAUCGUGAACUGAAUUAAAGGAUAAUAAACCAAAAAAACCUACCUGCAAAAACACAAAAAAAACUUGUAAUUGUAAUUGAUGAAACAAAACAAAAAAAACUCCUGAGAGCGCAAUGAAAAAUGGCGAGAGAUAGAGUAAAAAAAAGCCUUUUAACACUCACAGAAA